AUGUCUUCCUCCGUCCAUGCCGACCCGCCGCCGCCUGUCGUCUCCGAACCCAAUGGCAUCAACUAUGUCACGGGUCCUGCACUUGGGAAAGGUGGCUUUGCAAUCUGUCACAGAGCAGAACGGCAUGAUGGCGGCCGGCCGACUGGACAGAUUGUCGCCCUGAAAAUUGUCAAGACAAAGAUGGAGCCCGCGAAGUUGGCACAGAAGGUACAUCGACCCAAGAGAAACAACCACGGGGCGUCUGAUACUGACUGAGCCUAGUUUGUCACCGAGCUUCAAAUACACAGCAAACUGUCGCAUCCCAACAUCGUCACCUUCUACCGCGCUUUCUCUUACCAGACCAGCACAUAUGUUGUCCUCGAGCUCUGCUCCAAUGGCUCACUGGCGGAUAUGCUCAAGCGGCGGAAGUACCUUACACUACCCGAGAUUCGAAGACUCGUAAUACAGGUAUGCGGAGCAGUAAAGUACUUACAUCAUCGGCAUAUCGUACAUCGCGAUCUGAAGACUGGCAACUUGUUUCUGGAUGCAAACAUGAACGUCAAGGUUGGCGAUUUUGGGCUCGCGGCACUCUUGGUAACAGAGCGGGAGAUGGAGGUGAAGAGGCGGACCACCAUGUGUGGCACUCCAAACUAUCUUGCACCGGAGAUCUUGGAAAAGGGCAAGGGUCACAAUGAAAAGGUCGAUCUGUGGGCGAUCGGUGUCAUUGCAUACACGCUGGCAGUGGGCAAGGCUCCAUUCCAUGCAAGCACCAAGGAGGAGAUCUACAAGAAGCUGAAGUCUGGAACAUACACAUGGCCAGAGCUUAGUGCAACAACAAACCAGAGCGCAGAUCUGAGAGAUCUCGUUUCAGGUCUACUGGUGCCUGAAGAGGAGAGACCGGCACCAGAUCAGAUUGUCAGCCACGCUUUCUUCCGCAUUGCAUACGUUCCUGCGAGCAUCCCAGACACAGCUCGAGAAAAGGCCCCGUCAUGGCCCGAAGUCGCAGUACCAUCAACCGAAACGAUACGACGAGGGUACAGCGACACUUGGUUUGCUCUCUGCAAGGAGUCAGGCGUGGGAGAGUAUGAGACAGGAAAGUGCUUCCCUCUUAACGGCGGCCGCAAAGUGCGCAGUAUUGUCCAUGACAUGACUAAGGAGGCGCAGGCGGGCCGCCAACCGACCAUGCCAAUCCCCAACGACGUUGUUUACACUUCUACCGUCAGUGACUUCAAUGGGUCGCGAGGGAGCAGUCCAUUGCUGGACGAGGCUGCGAAGAAGCCGCUGAGUAGAGGGUUGAAGGAGAUCUCGAACAAUGAGGUAGCUGGAGCAAGACCACGGAAGGCAGAGGCGGAGAAGGCUGCUAGGGACGCCGAGCUUAUGCCACCGCCAACAGCGUCAUCAAGAGCGGCUCGAUCAGGAACGGUACGCAAAGCUGCCCGAACCAUUAGUGAGGAGACUGCUAAGUCGUCGGAGUCCGUUAAGGUCGCCUCAGAUGCCGCUGGACCGUCCAGCUCGGCCACUCUAAGAGUGUCGAGAACACGACCUCCGCCCGUAAGCUCAACAAGUGCAGCCAAGACGGCUACAGCUGCUCAAUUUCUCAAGGAGGCAAGCAAUUCGCAAGCGUACUGUACAGCUCCGUUAAACCAACCCUCAGAUGGCUCAACGGACAGUCUUGAGAAGCCUCAGCGUACCGGAACCACUAAGCGAGCGGCAGAUGCUAGCCUUGCCCGGAGACCGCGUGGAACCAGGACAGUGAAAGAGAGGCCCAUGUCGCCGGUCGAAGCACCCAAAGCACCAGCACAGCCCGCUCCAGUGAAGAUUGCGAAGGAGCGCAACCAGCCACAGCGGGAAGCACCAGGUCCCCUUGCCACACUGGACGAGUUGAAGGAUGCAUUACCCUCUUACAAGAGCCGAAGAAAAGCGGAAGCAGAGGUGAUUGAGAUUCUAUCCGACCCGGAGUCAGACGAGAAGGAGAAGCCCGGUGAAUCAGCAACACUGUCAUUGUCUCGCGCACCGAAGAUGGCAGGCCGCCUUCCAGUGCCUAGAAGGCACAUUACGGAAUCGGUCGACUCUUCCAUACCUUCAACGGAUCCAUCGACAGUCUUACAGAAGUUGUCAGUCUUCAGAGACAACCUCGCAUCUGCUCUCAAGAGACCUACAACCAGCGCAAAGCCUUCGACCGCCUCGAAUCAUCGCAACAUUCAGACAGCCGCCGGACUACCUUUUGUUUCUCGCUGGGUGGAUUACAGCCGCAAACACGGUGUCGGAUACGUGUUAUCUGAUGGGACAGUAGGCUGUAUCAUCAACGCCUCUCACAAACCAAAUCAAUCUCCCACGCCUGUGACGCACGUUCUCGUCCGCAACGGUCAAAGCUGGCUCUCCAAAGUUGGCAAGAACAAAGACUUCGCAGGCAUCGACCAAGUGCCACUGGAAAUCUUCGAAGAUUGCAAUGAAGACGGCAUCAAGCGGAAGAUUUACAAGGGACUUGGAAGUGUCAAGGAUGGUCCUUUGCUUGCUGAAGCAGAGCGCAGGAGGACGAUGAGUGUCCUGUGGGUGAAGUUUGGACGGUACAUGUGUCAGAGUCUGGACGGGGACGAGGACGGAGAGCGAGGGCAUGGGGAGAAUUUUGUGAGAUUCUAUCAGAGGAUUGGGAGUGUCGGGGUGUGGGCUUUUGCGGAUGGAUGCCUACAGGUGAGCCUUUUCCUUGAUCUUGAACGUCGGGUUGAUGCGGUUGCUAACAUCUCUUGGUCUGGCAGGUCCACUUCCCAGACCACACCAAACUUGUCCUCUCGGCCGAUGGUCAACAUCUCUCCUUCACGGCUCUCACGACUGAAGCCACGGCGCACCUUUCCCACAAUGGCGAUCUCCUACCGCAACACGUCAACAGCCGUCAAUUGCAUCAGGACUCUAUCCAAGCUCUUCUCCACGAAGGCGGACGCGUUCGUCAGCGUGUCAUCAAGGCCAAUCAACUCUCAGAGAAAUUGAACUUCGUCCUCCAGGUCGCCAAUCAGUGGACUGCGAAUGAAGGCCUGGGAAGACUGGAUGAGGAUCUCGUUGAAGGCGCAGAGAAGUUGUAUUGGGAGGGAUUGACUGUGAAAGAUCAGAAUGCACGGAAAGUGGAAAGAGUUACAGUCGGAAGAUUUGGUGGUGACGAGCCGAUUGAGGGAAGGACAAGGGCGUAG
Molecule: messenger RNA, 3161 nt
Organism: Lecanosticta acicola
Lineage: Eukaryota; Fungi; Ascomycota; Dothideomycetes; Mycosphaerellales; Mycosphaerellaceae
Source: the annotation of a GenBank genome assembly